AUGCGAAAGCUUUUCUGGGCAAGAGCUCCAGGUGACUUCUCUCACUUUGUAGUGAGUCACAUGGGGCAUGCAGCUGUUCGGCCAUGCGGGCUGCUGCUCGACGCCUCCCUUUCCCUUCGCCUUUCCCCGAGUUGUGUCCGGCGCAUGGGCGGCUUGGGCGGCUUGGGCUCCAGUCUCAGCACCGCCAGCCGACCAGGUGGCAAGGAAGCGGCGCGCUGCCAGAACAUGGCGGGCUGCGCUGUGGACAAAAUGAGGGAUUUCGUAGUUCAAAGCUCUUGUGUCUCUGUGUGUGUGUGUUUUUUGACGUGGCCCUGCACCAGGAGUUGCACUGCAGCUGGAUUUUGGGCUUGA
Molecule: messenger RNA, 351 nt
Organism: Effrenium voratum
Lineage: Eukaryota; Dinophyceae; Suessiales; Symbiodiniaceae
Source: the annotation of a GenBank genome assembly